This is a messenger RNA of Aspergillus clavatus NRRL 1, 891 nucleotides long. RefSeq names its product casein kinase II subunit beta. Gene Ontology annotation, cellular component: cytoplasm; protein kinase CK2 complex. The transcript has 2 exons. The coding region runs from base 1 to 891 and encodes 296 amino acids. The record is from RefSeq and is a predicted model, not a curated record. Lineage: Eukaryota; Fungi; Ascomycota; Eurotiomycetes; Eurotiales; Aspergillaceae. Gene Ontology annotation, molecular function: protein kinase regulator activity.
AUGCCUGAAACCUCCACCGAAGACCAGGAGCUUCACGUCGAUGACCGUGCCAACGAGUCGACCGAAAGGUUCCUGAGUCUCUGCUUUUAUGGACCGAUUCCUCCUCUUCCCUCCAGUGCUCAUUGCUCACAAUUUACUUUCCAGUUUAUUUCCUCCCGUGGGAACGAAUAUUUCUGCGAGAUCGACGAGGAGUAUCUGACUGAUCGCUUCAACCUUACUGGCCUCAAUACCGAAGUUCCUUACUACCAGUAUGCGCUGGACCUGGUGACCGACGUCUUCGAUCUCGAUGCGGAUGACGAUCUACGUGAGCAAAUUGAGAAAUCCGCGCGCCAUCUCUAUGGCCUUGUCCACGCCAGAUACAUUGUUACUACUCGUGGUCUCGGAAAGAUGGCCGAGAAAUACAAGAACGGAGACUUCGGAAAGUGCCCGCGUGUCCUGUGCGAAGGACAGCACCUCCUUCCGAUGGGCCUGCACGAUAUCGCGAACAUGAGCACGGUCAGACUUUACUGCCCCAAGUGCGAGGACAUCUACAACCCCAAGUCCUCCCGUCAUUCCUCCAUUGAUGGCGCCUACUUUGGCUCUUCCUUCCACAGCAUCUUCUUCCAAGUGUUUACCAACUUGGUUCCUCCCAAGAGCAUCCGUCGCUAUGAGCCCCGCAUCUAUGGGUUCCGCGUUCAUGCCAGUGCUGCUCUUGCGCGCUGGCAGGAUCGCUACCGCGAACAGAUGAGAGACCGUCUGAACGAAGCUGGCGUCGAGGUGAAGUACGUGGAAGACAACGAGGUUGAGGAUGAUGAUGAGGAGUCUUCUGAGGGGGAGGCUCAGCGCACCGAGACCAAGGGAGAAAAGGUCCUCGCCGACGCUGCAUCGGGACGUAUGGACCUCGGCAACUGA